Messenger RNA from Mauremys reevesii (Reeves's turtle), 1856 nucleotides. It is a transcript of the gene APOBEC2, whose product is annotated as apolipoprotein B mRNA editing enzyme catalytic subunit 2. The record is from RefSeq and is a predicted model, not a curated record. Gene Ontology annotation, biological process: cytidine to uridine editing. Gene Ontology annotation, cellular component: cytoplasm; nucleus. The transcript is spliced from 2 exons. Gene Ontology annotation, molecular function: RNA binding; cytidine deaminase activity. NCBI's taxonomy places the organism in Eukaryota, Metazoa, Chordata, Testudines, Geoemydidae. Bases 307 to 972 code for a protein of 221 amino acids.
CGCCCACAGUGAAUUCCUCAGUUUGUUUUAAAGGCAAAAGGGGAGUGAGAGAGAUUGAUAAAAGACCUUCGCAAAAGCGAGGGAGGGUGAUGAUAUCUGAGAGUUGUCGGAUCAUUCUACCACCCCAUCCAGUCAGUGUCACUGCAGCAUUGUUCCAUAUUUAGCUGCCGACAACUGCCUCUAGGACUGGAACUCCCAACUCCCUUUUUUCUCUCUCUCUGCCAUCUCUGAUCCCUGCACUGGUCUCAAAAAAUUGCUCCUUCUCUUUCCUCGCGGUCUGAACCCGGUGCACCAGCACCCGAGAGGAUGGCUGAAAACCAGGAAGAGCCCAGCGACACUCAGACUGGUGAGGAGCAGCCUGAAAAUGCAGAGGAGUCUGAGGAGAAGAAGAAGAAGGAGCUGGAGAAACUGCCGCCCUUUGAAAUCGUGGGAGGGGAGCGCUUCCCAGCCUUCUUUUUCAAAUUCCAGUUCAGGAACGUGGAAUACAGCUCAGGCAGGAACAAGACUUUCCUAUGUUAUGUUGUGGAGACCCAAGGCAAAGAGUCGGGGAGCUUUCGGGGUUAUCUGGAGGAUGAGCAUGCAGCAGCCCAUGCUGAGGAUGCUUUCUUCAAUAACAUCUUGCCCACAUGCGAUCCCAACCUGCGCUACAAUGUCACCUGGUAUGUCUCCUCCAGCCCAUGUGUGCCCUGUGCUGACCGGAUAGCGCAGAUACUGCAGAAGAACAAGAACCUGCGCCUCUCCAUCCUGGUAAGCCGCCUCUUCAUGUGGGAGGAGCCGGAGAUGCAGGCGGCGCUGAAGAAACUGAAGACAUCUGGAUGCAAACUGAAGAUUAUGAAGCCUCAAGACUUUGAGUAUAUCUGGCAGAACUUUGCAGAGCAGGAAGAAGGAGAGGCAAAGGCCUUCGAGCCCUGGGAGGACAUUCAAGAGAACUUCCUGUAUUACGAAGAGAAAUUAUCAGAGGUUUUGCACUGAGGCCCAUGCCAGUGAGGAUUUCAGUUUGCUCAUUUAGCUUCUUGCUUUAAUGGUAGACACUCAUCUCUGUUGUUUCUCAUCUGUGACUACAACUCUGCCUAGGUCUGACAGUACAUGAUCAUAGUGAACUUCGCCUUAGUAGUACCUUACCCACUGCAGCUAGCAAUCCAUUACUGUGAUCUCCCCCACAAUAGGGCAUGUAGAGGCAUACUGAGCUCUCUUCCUUCCAGGGACUGGUCAGUACCUCUAGGAAUUUCACCCCUCCGCCCCAAAUCACUUUUCAUUAGGAAACAAAGGGCAGGGUCAUUAGAUAGAAAAGAAUGGAACGUUCUUGCUCUAAGUGGGUGAUGUUUGCGCAUCUAAUGGAACUGGAAAGAGGAGGCGGUAGUGGUUCUAGUCCCCUAGAAAUAUAUCAAAGGAGGUAUAUUAUAGCAUAUCAUCCAUCCCUUCUGCCAUACACAAAGAUUGAGGAGUCCAUAACUAAUUUUGAGCAACAAAGCUCUGAAACAUCGGAAGCUGGUAACAUGUCUCUCUCUCAUUUCUCCAGGGCCAGCUUGUAAGAGAUCUGUCACCCAGAGGAGAGACAGGCAUGGCAGACUUGGACAUCUGGGACAUGCCUUCAGCUUUUCAGAGCUGCUUUGAGUCAGGCAGGAUGCAACAAAAACCUUUAGCAGACAUAGCCCUGAUGGACUCAGACUACAUUUACCAUGUAGCAUUUAGACAUUUUGUUUUUUAAUUUUUAAAAUAAACAUGCACUGUCUUUGUUAGCAGGACAGGAGAAGGCUGUGUGCUGUGCUUAACGACAUGAAUGCAGUAGACUUCAGAGGACUGGCAGGAAAGAGAGCAGGCCCCACAUAUUGGGGCAGUUUUAGCAUUAAAAAAAA